AUGCCUCCCCCUCACGAGUGUUUUCUCUUGUUCACGUAUUCCAACAACUUCAACCUUUCGUUGUCUUCUUCAUUUGUGGGUUAUUCUUCGCCUCAUGUAUUCUCUUCUCAAGGGUGGAUUCUCCCGCUCAUGUCUAGAAUAUGCCUAGUUGCAGCUCUGGGCCAGGGUUGGAUUCAUGAAGUGAUAAGGGCAAUUCGUCGAAAAUGGAAGUUGUCGUUUGCGCUGCCUCCCUUGCUUGCGCUGAAUUUAACUUGGCUAUUACUUUAUAUAAGAUGGUGGAGCAUGAGACUGGUUGCUUUAUCUGGUCCCUCAAGAAAAAUCUCCCCCUUGUUGUUCAUUGUUGUUGAUCAGAAUAAUUCCUUUCAUGGUGUAGAGAUAGAAAUGGUUCGAACUAAGGAAUUAAUGGAGCUAACUGAUGUUGGUUAA
Vicia faba (fava bean) is the source of this 426-nucleotide messenger RNA. The record is from the annotation of a GenBank genome assembly. Lineage: Eukaryota; Viridiplantae; Streptophyta; Magnoliopsida; Fabales; Fabaceae.